Molecule: messenger RNA, 1393 nt
Organism: Ciona intestinalis (vase tunicate)
Lineage: Eukaryota; Metazoa; Chordata; Ascidiacea; Phlebobranchia; Cionidae
Source: RefSeq, a predicted model, not a curated record
CCACUCGAGGGUAAAGCAAGUUACAUUCAGUAUACAGAGUGGCAAUUUUGGCAUCAAUUUAUGUUGAACGUUUACUUUAACUAAAUCCGCUAGACGUCAGUAAAGAGCAUAGGAAUUGCUAUGCGACAUCUAAUGCGAUAUGGAAGGGAAACUGCAUCAGAUCAAAAUUGAUGAUCAGGUGUACUUUAUACAGCUGUCUUGCGCAGAAAAUAAUAAAUAUGAAGCAGUUUUUACCGAUGGUAGCACUUGUUGGGCCGGAGGAAUUACUGACAAUGAAAUUCAGACGUCGGUUACCGAGCUACAAAUGAAUACAGAUACAUACGUUACUCUGAUGCAUUCUGCGUUAUGUGGGGUUGAUCAGACUGGUAAUUCCGCAACGUUCGAUUACGCUUUACAGCAUAACGGUCAAGAUCUUACUCUACAGUGGAAAAAAGUUGACGGUGACAUUAAAUACUGCUUGGGGAGUAUAGACUUGAAACAUUCCGACUCUGCAGUCACAAUGAAACAAAUUUUAACUUCCUGCAGUAGUUACAUGAGUAAAAUGUGCACUGAUAAGGGAAAGACUGAAAGAAAAUGUUUGCAUUUGGAAGAGCAAUUCAGUAAAUGCAAUGAAAGCCUUAACCAGUGUUAUAAAAUAAAAGAAGAGCAACAAACAGAACUUUUGUCGAAAUUUGUGCUGGUUCUUAAUGAAAAGAAACGGAAAAUAAGAGAGCUUGAAACAAUAGUUAAAAACAAUUGUAAAGAAAAAGACACUGGGGAAAGAAAAAUCCCCCUAAAUACACAAACUACUGAAAAAUGUGUUCAAACUGAUGACAAUAAAAAACUAGUAACAGAAAACGAUGAUUUUGUUUCUCACUCUAGUCGAAAGCGGUUUAAAACCCCUUUACAAAUACAAGUGUCCCCUAUUAAAGUGACAAAACAUAAAUCCCUGGAUGUGUCGUUGCCAUCAACUGAUAUUUCUAGUUCAGAUGAUUCAACUGUGAACGCAAGCAACCUAUUAGAAGGCUGUGACUGAAAACAUAUUUAACAUAUCGUACAACGUGACACGCCAUGGGACAUGAGAUUUAAGACAGAGUUGGCCCAUUACCCCAACACCCAAGGUGCUACUGCAUGGGCCUUACCAUAUGUUAAAGUCUGUUGCUUCCCCAAAAGUGGGUCUGGGAAGUUUUCUGAAUAUCAAUAAUUUAUAUAUAUAUAUAUAAGUUAUAUCUUGUGUUGUGUAAACUUAUAAAAUAUGGCCUUGAAAAAUAUGGAAAGUUGCUAUAAGCAUCCAAGUGUGAAUUUGUGAUCUUAAGAAGUUUGAAAAUCAUACUCUGUGCAACUACUAACUAUUGUACUACGUUGGAAAUAACUGUGUAUUGGUUGGUUGCAUAUUGCACUGUAACAAUAUACU